Messenger RNA from Acipenser ruthenus (sterlet), 3175 nucleotides. Its product is annotated as voltage-dependent calcium channel gamma-4 subunit-like. Lineage: Eukaryota; Metazoa; Chordata; Actinopteri; Acipenseriformes; Acipenseridae. The transcript is spliced from 4 exons. The record is from RefSeq and is a predicted model, not a curated record. The coding region runs from base 431 to 1396 and encodes 321 amino acids. Gene Ontology annotation, cellular component: voltage-gated calcium channel complex; AMPA glutamate receptor complex; postsynaptic density membrane. Gene Ontology annotation, molecular function: voltage-gated calcium channel activity; channel regulator activity. Gene Ontology annotation, biological process: transmission of nerve impulse; neurotransmitter receptor internalization; calcium ion transmembrane transport.
GAACCCACCUCUGAGUUUGCGAAGACAGUUUGGAGCUGAAAAGCAACAACUGGAAGUAAUGAAGUGAGAUUCAAAAGAGGAGAAAAAACUAGAACAAGGAAGCCUCACUCCAGAAAGCAGCUUUCUAGACCGAUUUGGGUGGUAGUUUUCACAAAGAGCAAAUAGGACAGUUCUUUCCUGAGUCUGACUAGGAGUGGGGGAGGGGGGGUGGAGAGUUCACUGAUGGAACUUAACAGGGACGUGCGCUUUGGAAGAAUGCCUGGACAAGAGUGAUAAUAAUAAUAAUAAUAAUAAUAAUAAUAAUAAUAAUAAUAAUAAUAAUAAUAAUAAUAAUAAUAAUAAUAAUAAUAAUAAUAAUAAUAAUAAAGAGGGCUUUACAAACGCGGAUCUGUUUCGUGUGUAGCUGGGGCUUGGAUUAUUAUGAGGUACCAUGGCGUGGUGUGAUCGUGGAGUUCAGAUUCUGUUUACCACCGUGGGGGCCUUCGCCGCUUUCAGUCUGAUGACCAUCGCCAUUGGCACAGAUUACUGGCUCUACUCAAGGGCGCAUAUCUGUAAUGCGACCAACAUCACCACGGAUGAAACUCAACCCAAGAAAGCCAAAGGAGAUCUAACGCACUCUGGGCUGUGGAGGGUCUGCUGUAUAGAAGGUAUUAACAAAGGGAGCUGUUACCGAAUCAACCACUUUCCAGAUGACGAUGAUUAUGAUACCGACAGCUCCGAGUAUCUUCUGCGUAUAGUGCGAGCCUCCAGUAUCUUCCCCAUCCUCAGUACCAUCCUGUUGCUGCUGGGGGGUCUCUGCGUCGGGGCCGGGAGAAUCUACAGCAGUAAAAACAACAUCAUCCUCAGUGCCGGGAUUCUGUUUGUAGCAGCAGGCCUCAGUAAUAUCAUCGGAAUCAUCGUUUACAUCUCCAGCAACGCGGGGGACCCCAGCGACAAGAAGGACCAGGACAAGAAGAACCAGUACAACUACGGCUGGUCCUUCUACUUCGGGGCUCUGUCCUUCAUCGUGGCCAAAACCAUCGGGGUGCUGGCCGUGAACAUCUACAUCGAGAAGAACAAGGAGGUCCGCUUCCAGGCGCACCGCGAGUUCAUCAAGACCACCUGCUCCUCCUCCUCUCCCUACUCUCGCAUGCCGAGCUACCGGUACCGCCGGAGACGCUCGCGCUCCAGCUCCCGGUCCACAGAGCCCUCCCCCUCCAGAGAAGCCUCUCCCGCAGGGAUGAAGAUGCUCCGCUCGGUGCCCAUGACUGAGAUCUCCAUGUAUACCCUGCCCAGGGACCCCCUGAAGGCUUCUACAGCAGCCUUGUGCAACCCGGAGCAGGACUUCCUGCAGGUUCACAACUGCUUCCAGAAGGACCUCAUGGACGGGGGCAACAGACGGACCACACCAGUAUGAGCAGAUUGUAUUAUUUUGGAAGCAGAAGCCUGGUUUUCUAUGAGGUUCUGUAACAGAUGGACAGGGAGACUCGCUGGUUUGUGGUGUGGAUACUAUAGCGUAGAACCACCUGAUAGAAGCUUCUGUAUCCAACGAUCGUAUUAAAGAAUCUCGAUGAAUUAACACAAGGGAGGUUCACAAGGGACCUGUGUGCUGGCGUUCAAAUGUAAAAGUAUAGGAAAUCGUUGUCACUGCCAUUUUUAAUAGCACUUCAACAGUGAAAGAAAUCUCUAGAUAUAAAUAGCAAGAUUUUGUAGCAAUAUAUCUCAUAACUGGCAGCAACAGUGAUUUUCUUGUCCUUCUUCGCCCCCCCACCCCCUCCCCUUUCUAUUGAAUCACUAGUGUUUGUUUUAGGAUGUUUUUUUCAGACUCUACACUGUCUGAAGGUAUACAAGUUGCACAGUAUAAACUGGUGCAGAUGGAGAUCUAGCUGUAACAUACUGUACUAUCCUUUCCCCCUCACUGAUCAAUGCAUCACAUCCGCACCGGGCUUGUUUGUCCUGUGUGGUACCAGUGCAACGCCAAAUUGACAUGCUGCAUUUCAGCAUGCUGUCAUCCUCAUGCAUUUAACAUGUCUCAUGACGUGAGAGCUACCUGUAGCAGGCAGAUGCUGUGCAAUUAUUUUUUAGAACCGCUGCCUAAAAUUAAGCUUUCUAUUUUAUCUUCUGUGAUACAAACCGCUCAUAAAUUCACCUUGAGGAUCAGCCGUCUAAGACAAGUUUAGCAUGUUUGGUUAAUUUCAAUUGUGUGCAUGCUGAAUUCAGCGUCUUUCCCGAGUUACGAUGCUAGGCAAAUAUCAGAGCAGGACAACAAAGAGCACAGAACUCCCGAGUGUGAAGGAGCACAUUUAGAGGGGGCUGGAUGUGUUUGAUCAGAGGCUAAUAGGCUGUGAAGCAGAAUGAAAGAUAUGCAAUAAUUAACAGGACUGUCUGCAGUCAUCUUAAGAACUAGCACACAUCAUCAUCAUCAUCAUCAUCAUCAUCAAGGUUGUCAUGGACUGCUACACAAUCACUGGCCCGAGAGCUGGCUUGCUUUUCUUUUUUUAAUUACAAAACAUCUUGGGAGUGAGUAACCAAUCUCUUAUGAGGCAUAAAGAAGAUAUUGAAUUGCAAAUACUGGAAUCGUUCACGGAACUGAAACAGAUUGCAGGGCAGGUGGUUUUAAUUGACUGUACUUAUGAGCUUCAUAAUUACAAUAAGAAGAUGAUGACAAAGCUCAAUCAAAAACAGAGAGGGAUGUAUUUGAAAGGAGAAAUUGAAAUAGAAAUCCCAACUUUUAUUAUUAUAUUUUAUCAAUUCUAUUUUACUGUAGGUUUAACUUUAAAAAGAAAUACUAACCGAUGUAUAUGAAGAGUUAUUAUAGAAGCAAUGUGCCAUACAGGACGUGUACAGAGGAUGCUUGUACAAUUACAAGUAACACAUCUGAUCUCUUCAAUCCUACAGCUGUCUUAGAAAAAUAACAUUUAACAUCUUCAAGUUCAAAGUUAACAUCUUCUAUUUCUUCUUUUUAUUUUGUAAUUGUCAUUGUAAUUUAUUGCACACUGUGAUGUAUUCGUCAGCUGGUAUAGAAGACUAUCACACACCUUCAUAUAAAUGAAAUCGGGGGGUGUUCUUUCUGUUGCUGUGUUGUGCCUUUCUGAAUUCUGUAUUUCUUAUUAGAUUGUACCUGUAUCAUUUUACAGUGUGAUUUAUUCAUGUUUAUUGUUUCCAAGUGUUAAGUAAAAAUCCAAUUCCCUCUGUC